This is a messenger RNA of Lolium rigidum, 1786 nucleotides long. RefSeq names its product L-gulonolactone oxidase 3-like. Gene Ontology annotation, molecular function: D-arabinono-1,4-lactone oxidase activity; FAD binding. NCBI's taxonomy places the organism in Eukaryota, Viridiplantae, Streptophyta, Magnoliopsida, Poales, Poaceae. Gene Ontology annotation, cellular component: membrane. The transcript is spliced from 2 exons. The record is from RefSeq and is a predicted model, not a curated record. The coding region runs from base 1 to 1773 and encodes 590 amino acids.
AUGGCCGCCGGUACACUUCUCCUCCUGCUGGCGCUCUGCUCCCUGGCCCCGGCGGCGCUGUCCGUGCCGCCGCGGCCGCCGGUGCGCUGCGGCGGGUCGGGCGUCGGCUGCGUGCUCACCAACGCGUACGGCGCCUGGUCCAGCGACCGCGCGGACUGCCCCGUGGCGGCCGUGGCCUACCCGGCGUCGGAGCAAGAACUCGUGGCCGCCGUCGCGCGCGCCAGCGCCGGCGGCAUGCGGGUCAAGGCCGUCAGCGGCUUCGCGCACACCAUCCCCAAGCUGGCCUGCCCCGGCGGCGGGAUCGGCGCGAGCAACAACAGCACCCUGCUGAUAAGCACGGCGAGGUACGCCGGCGUGCAGGUGGACGCGGCAGCGCGGACGGUCACCGCGGACGCCGGCGCGCCGCUGCGGGCCGUGAUCGACGCGGCCGAGGCCGGCGGGCUGAGCCUGCCGGCGUCGCCGUACUGGGAGGGGGUCAGCGUCGCCGGGGUGAUUAGCACGGGCUCCCACGGCAGCUCGUGGUGGGGCCGGGGCGGCGCCGUCCACGACCACGUUGUGGGCCUCACCAUUGUCGUGCCCGCCGGGUUGAACCAGGGCUGGGCCAGGGUCGUGCCGCUCGCCAAAGGUGACGCGCUCUUCCCCGCCGCGCUCGUCUCGCUCGGCCUCCUCGGGGUCAUCUCCAAGGUGACACUGGCGCUAGAGCCGCGGUUCAAGAGAAGCAUCACCUACGAUUACAGAGACGACUCCACGUUCCAGGACGACUUCGCUGAUCACGCCGCGCGCCACGAGUUCGCCGACAUCGCCUGGUACCCAUCCCAGCACCAGGCGGUGUACAGGAUCGACGAUCGAGCGCCACUCAACGCCACGGGCGACGGCGUCAACGACUUCAUCGGCUUCCAGUCCACGCUCAUCGCCGUCUCCGCGGGAAUAAGAGCACUGGAAACCUCAUUAGAGAAGUCCAAGGACGUCAAGGGCAAGUGCACGAUGGCCAAGUCUGAGAUCGCGGCGAAGCGGCUCAUUGGCAACGGGCUGCGCGGCGGCGUGAUGUUCACGGGCUACCCCGUCGUGGGGUUCCAGGGGAAGAUGCAGACGUCGGGAUCCUGCGCACACUCGCCGGCGUACAACCUGCUCGCCGCGUGCGCGUGGGACCCCAGGUACAGGGGCCUCUUCUUCUACGAGAGCACGGCCAUCUUCUCCCCGGCGCGGUUCCGAUCCUUCGUCCUCGACGUGAAGCGGCUGCGGGACCUCGUCGGCGCGGAUAGCAUGUGCGGCGUGGACGUCUACAACGGUCUCCUGGUCCGGUUCGUGAAGCGGUCGGAGGCGUUGCUCGGCCAGCCCGAGGACUCCGUGGUGGUGGACUUCAACUACUACCGCGCGUCGGACCCGGCGGCGGCGCGGCUCGACCAGGACGUGUGGGAGGAGGUGGAGCAGAUGGCGUUCGUCAAGCACGGCGCGCGCCCGCACUGGGCCAAGAACAGGAUGGUGGCAUUCCGUGGCGUGCAGGGGAAGUACCCGGGAUGGGCAAGGUUCGCCGCGGCGAAGCGGCAGCUAGACCCACGAGGGUUGUUCGACAGCCCGUGGUCCGACGAGGUCGUGGGCAAUGGCCUUAGCGGCGGGGCUGGCCACGACGGGUGCGCGCUGGAUGGGCAGUGCGUGUGCUCCGAGGACAGGCACUGCAGCCCGGUGCAAGGGUACUACUGCAGAGAGGGACGUGUGUAUACUGAGGCCAGGGUAUGCAGAUACUCUGCUUCAUCAUCAUACUUUAAUGUAUGAGAAAUGUGUAACA